CAAUGGAAGAUGAGAGAUUAGAUUAUAUUAAGGUGUCUUAAUAAGUUGCAGAUAAACUUAAAAGAUAAGCCUUAGAUUUCAAAAACUUUAUGGAUUCUUUUUAAAAGAGAUUUUAAUAAGAUCAAAUCGAUGUAUUUUAUAUUUUGAGUGUGAAGUAUUUUAAAUGUAAUAUUAAGAUGGCUAAAUCAAUGGAAGGAAUAUGUUUCAUAUGAAGAAAUGUUGGCUAAUAAGAACCCAAGUUAAAAUUUUGGAAGACUAAAUAUGGAACAUAUAAACAUAAAUUUAGAGGAUCGUGUUGAUAAAUGCUUUAAAUAUUAUCCAAUAAAGGAUCAUCCAUGGAAUACUUUCAUGAAAGAGAAUCUAUAAGAAAAUAUUGAUUAUAUAAUAGUAGAUAAAGAGAUUUGGUAAUUCUUCACAACAUAUUAUCAUGGCACACCAAUAGUGAGAAUGUCAAAUGGAUAAGGACCAGAGAAAACAGUAGCAGUCAAUUUAUUAAAAGUAUUUUAUAAUAUUAUUAUGCGAGUUUAAAAGUAUUUUGCUUUAUCCUACAGUAAUCAAAUAGAUAGCAAUGGAUAAGUUUUAUAAAAAAUCAUUUGAUAAGUUGUAUUUACAAGUUGAUAGAAAUAUGAAAUUAAAAGAUUACUAUAAUUUACUUCAAAAAACUGUAACAACAUUCACAGCUAAUUUUGCAAAAGAUAAUAAUGUCAGAAUUUGGAGAUAUUAAACGGAAUAGAAGGAUAUUUAAAAGGCAUUAUUUACAGAUAUUUAAAAAUAAGUUGGAGAAUUAGAGAAUAAUGAUGAAAUGAGUUUUGAUUUUAAUGGUGAUUAUAUUCAUUAUUCAAUAUAUGAAACUAUUGAAGAUAUAGGAAUUUUAGAUAAUCAUUUGAUUAUUAUAGAAGUAAUAAUAGAUGUUAUCUAAAUAGUUUAAAGAUGAGAUUAAACCUUGGUGUAUUCGUAAUAAAGCUGUUUAGAUAGAAGGAAAGUGUGAGAAUUGUAAAUUUAUGAAAAUCCUUAAUCAUCCAUGUGUAUGUAGAAAAGUAGCAUAUUGUUCAUAAGAAUGUAAAGUUAAAGAUUAUAACUCUCACAGUAUGAAAUGUGAUAAGUUUGGAUCUGAUGAUGAUACUAUCAAAGGAUUGAGUUAACAACCUAAUUCUGUUGCAGGAUUAGCUGGUUUGAGUAAUUUAGGAAAUACUUGUUUUAUGAAUAGUGGCACAUAAUGUAUAUCAAAUACUAUGCCAUUAACAGAGUAUUUUUUGAGUAAUUAAUAUUUUGAUGAAAUAAAUAUGGAUAAUCCUAUAGGAACUAAAGGUUAAUUAGUAAAAAGAGUAGGAUCUCUAUUAAAAAAGUUAUGGUAUGGAGAGAAAUCUGUUGUAACACCAACUAAUUAUAAAAAAGCUGUUGGUUAAUUUUAACCAAUGUUUAAAGGUUAUCAUUAACAUGAUUCAUCUGAAUUAAUUACUUUUGUUUUAGAUGGAAUUCAUGAAGAUUUGAAUAGAGUUAAAAAGAAACCAUAUGUUGAAACUAAAGAUAGUGAUGGAAGAACAGAUUUUGUUGUAGCUAAAGAAAGUUGGAUAAAUCAUUUAGCUAGAAAUUAAUCUAUUGUUGUUGAUUUGAUGUAUGGAUAAUAUAAAUCAACAUUAAAAUGUCCAAAAUGUGAAAGAUUGUCUAUCACAUUUGAUCCUUACUUGAUGGUAUAAUUAGGAAUACCAAGUUAAAAGUAAAGAACUAUAUCUUUUAAAUUUUUUGAUUCAUUCUUUAAUUCAACCUCUAAAAUUAUUCCAUUUGAUAAAAAUAAGAAUAUAUCAUUAAAAGAAUAUUAUUAAGUUUUAGGAUAAGAAUUAAAGAUUUAACCAUAAAACUUAUAUGCUUAUAUUGCUAAUUAAUAUACAUCUUUUGAAUUAUUAAAUGAAAGUAAAUCAAUUAUUGAUAUACGAAAAAGUGCUAAAAGAUAAUAAUUGUGUUUUAGAGCUCUUUUAAAUGAGGAAGCUUAAAUAUAAAAUAAAUUGCCUGUUUAGUUUUCAAAUAAAUAUUAAGGAUUUUAAAAAAAUUCAUAUUUUUAAAAUGGAUUCUUUAUUUUUGAUGGAUCCAUGACUAGAAAAUAAAUGCAUCUAAAAAUAUUUUAAUACUUAAAAUAAUUUUUUGUUGAUUAUCAAACAUUAGAUUAUGAAACAAAUGUAUUAAAUAAAGUAACAAUUCAAUUUAUUAUUAGUAUUAUAGUAUUUUAUAUAAAUCAAAUAGUAAUUAUUGGAAUCCAUGUUCUUAUUGUUCAUCUAAGAAUUGUAAUGAUUGUGAAGUUCAAUUUGAUGAUGAAUAACUUGAGGAAAUCAAAAAGAAAAUAGCUACUUCUAAUUCUUAAGGUCAUUUCGAAAUUAUUAUAUUUUGGAAAGAAUCUCCAUAUUAAAAUAUCAAACUUGCUGAUAUUUUUGAUCAUUAUAAAAGUUAGAAUAAAAUAGAAAGUAAUUUAUUAAUCAAAUAUUAAUAGUUGAAUAAUAAUAAUAAUAAACUACUCCAUAUUAGAAUCAUGGUCAUUCUAAUCAACAUUCUGGUAGUGUUACUUUAGUAGAUUGUUUGUAAUUCUCUCAAUAACCAGAAUAAUUAAAUAUAGAUAAUACUUGGUAUUGUAAAGUUUGUAAAGAACAUGUCUAAGCUUAUAAAAGCAUGUAAAUAUAUAAGGUUAAUUAUAUAUUUCAAAUUAUUAUAGGCUCCACAAAUAUUAAUAUUCACAUUGAAAAGAUUUAAAGAAUCUAAUAGAAUGUUUAAAUAAAAACUUGAAACUUUUGUAGACUUUCCCAUUAAUGGACUUGAUAUGACUGAUUAUUUAAUAAAUUCCAAAACCCCUCAGGAAUAUGAAACUGAAACAGAAGAUGACAAUGGAGAAAAUAAUAAACAAAAAGUUAUAUAUGAUUUGUAUGCUGUAUCAAAUCAUUUUGGAGGUCUUGGAGGAGGUCAUUAUACAGCUUGUGCUAAAAAUAAAGUAUUUAUUUUAUAUAUUCAAUAGUUUACAAAAAAAUGGUAUAAUUUUGAUGACUCUCAUGUUGGAGAAAUCAGUGAAUCAUAGGUCGUUACAAAAUCAGCCUACGUUCUUUUUUACUAAUUAAGAACUGAUGAAUCAAUUAACUCUUAAGGAUAAACCAUUUAAUAAGAAUGA
Paramecium pentaurelia is the source of this 3148-nucleotide messenger RNA. NCBI's taxonomy places the organism in Eukaryota, Ciliophora, Oligohymenophorea, Peniculida, Parameciidae. The record is from the annotation of a GenBank genome assembly.